CAAAUAACUUAUAAUCAAGAGAAUUGAGAGAUAAAUAAUUACAUCUUUAAAAUAGACCAAUAGUAUAAAAACAUGCAUCAAUGUAUAGACUUAAGUUUUACUUGAAUCUUUUUAGUGUGAAAUACGUUUUGUGCAGACGAUUUACGCAGUUAAGUAAUUAAAAAAAAAUGUUAUUCGUAUUAAAUCAAUAAAAUUGUUGAUAUAUAGUAAUUCGUUUCUGUUUUAGGUAUAAAAUGGCAGGAACUAAGGUGAACGGAAUGCACGGUGCAAAGGUUGUAAACUUUGAUCAUCUUACAUUUUGGGUAGCGAAUGCUAAAACGGCGUCUAGUUAUUUUGUUACAAGAUUUGGUUUUAGACCUACGGCCAUUCGUGAAGCAACUGAAAAGAAUCCCAUAAAUUCAUUUGUCGUUAGGCUUAAUAAGAUAACAAUAGUUUUCGAAUCGCCUUCAAAUUCUGAUGGUGAAAUUUCUAAAGAUCUAGUCGCACACGGUGAUUUUGUGAAAGAUGUAGCAUUUGAAGUGAAUGCAUUGGAUGACUUUAUAAAAACGGCAAAGGCGCGAGGCGCUGAAAUUAUAAAAGAUAUAACUGAGGAAAAAGAUGAAGAUGGUAUUGUGAGAUAUGCUGUAUUAAAAACCUAUGGUGUCAAUACUCACACGUUAGUGGAUAGAAAUAAAUAUAAAGGAGUAUUUCUUCCUGGAUUCGUUAUAACAAAGGACGAUGACCCUAUAAACAAACUAUUACCAGCGACAAAUCUUUCCUAUAUUGAUCAUGUCGAAGGCAACAUGGCAGAUGGCACGCUAGAAGAUUCUGUGACCUGGUACGAGAAACAUCUGAAUAUGCACAGAUUCUGGUGCGUCGAUUACACUCACGAUCUCGUUCCAUAUUCCUGUAUAAAUUCCGCGUCCGUUAUAAAUCAGGCAGAAAAUGUUCUCUUAUCAAUGAACGAAGCGGCAAAGGGCCUGCGACCUACGAGCAAAGCCACAGAAUUUGUGAAGGCUUUCGGCACCUCUGGUGUGGAGCACGUGGCCCUAUACACUGAUGACAUUGUCACUACUAUGCGAAACCUCAGAGCUCGUGGCGCUGAAAUAGUGACGUGGCCAGCGACUUACUAUGAAAUUAUUAAGGAAAAACUUCAAGGAACCUCCAUAAAAGUAAAAGAAACAAUAGAUGAGCUGAAAGAAGAAAACAUAUUAAUUGAUUUCGAUGAACAAGGAUAUAUGUUGCAAGCUUUUACAAAGCAUGUACAAGCGAGACCCACUCUGUUUCUAGAAAUAAUUCAAAGGACUAAUCACAGGGGCUUUGGAGCCAUGAAUUAUAAAUGGGUGUUCGAAGCGAUAGAGCAACUCGGCGAAAAAAACGAUUCAAACAAAACGGAAAAUUAAAAGUUAUAUAUGAAAAGAUUCACUUCAAAUAAUAA
Messenger RNA from Zerene cesonia (dogface butterfly), 1417 nucleotides. RefSeq names its product 4-hydroxyphenylpyruvate dioxygenase-like. The transcript is spliced from 9 exons. NCBI's taxonomy places the organism in Eukaryota, Metazoa, Arthropoda, Insecta, Lepidoptera, Pieridae. Gene Ontology annotation, cellular component: endoplasmic reticulum membrane; Golgi membrane. Gene Ontology annotation, biological process: L-tyrosine catabolic process. Bases 234 to 1382 code for a protein of 382 amino acids. Gene Ontology annotation, molecular function: 4-hydroxyphenylpyruvate dioxygenase activity. The record is from RefSeq and is a predicted model, not a curated record.